AUGGACGCAUUGUCCCCUGCCAACAACGAGAAGCACGAUAAUGAGAUCAAGCACAGCCGCGCCUCUAAGGUGAAGGAAAAGCUCACUGAGAAAAAAGAUAAAGCUACAGGCAAGGCUAACCCGCCUGGCGGAUACGAUGCAACUCCUCUUCCAGAUCUGCAGCCUGGAUAUACCGUGAAGUUCACAUUUCACAAAGCUCUGAACUUGCCUGUCUCUGAUAUAAACACUUCAUCAGCAGACCCCUAUAUCAAAGCCACCCUUACUACCGAUAUACCGAAGAGGCACAAAGAAGACCCAGAGCUAAUCCACCGAACGAAAACUGUUCACAAGUCAACAGAGCCUGUUUGGGACGAGAAAUGGGUAGUUGCCCAUGUUCCUGCUUCCGGGUUUCGCCUCAAGUGCCGCAUAUACGACGAGGAUCCCUCUGACCAUGACGAUCGUCUGGGAAAUGUGACAAUUGAAUUUUCAACUAUCAUCAGGAGCUGGAAAGAUCUAGACCACACGAAAUUCGACGUGAAAAAACGUGCGGGGAGCAAGCGUGCAUAUAUGCUAAGAGGAGCUGCAUCGAUUUUCCGGAGCUGCACGAGCAUAACCCCAAUCCUCGAGCUUAGUAUCGAGGUAUUGGGUAAGUCGGAGGGACUGGGUGGGAGAGUCUACACCUUAGGGCCGACGACCUGGAUAAGGCACUUCUCGCCUAUGAUCGGCAGAUUGACGGGAACAAGGGUUAAUAAAGACGAACGCCAAGACGAGGAUGACCCGGAGGACAAUAACAACGAAAAGGAUGGGAAGGGGACGAAGAAAUACGAUUUUCAAGCCAAUGAGAUACAGCUUCAGGGACCAGUGCCCGUACAGUUGUACCAUCGCUAUGUUGAAUUUCGCCCCAUAAUCGGCCGAAUGUUUUCGUCCCGUGGAUUGAGCGGUUGGGUCCUAAACAAGGCCUUGCACAAACAGCACAGCCGUGUUUACCGGUACGAUGCUGCAACAGAAUAUGGCAAUUUCGAGCCUUUCUCAGAAGAGGCAACCCUCCAAUUUUUGAAACUAGCGCAUUUUUCCGAGGGCGGGCGUAUAUUUACUUAUAUCAUAACGCUCGAUGGUAUGAUGCGCUUCACAGAGACUGGUAAGGAGUUUGGCAUCGAUAUGCUCUCUAAGCACACAAUGCAUUCCGACGUAGCCACUUAUAUUGCCUUCUCGGGAGAGUUUUUUGUGCGCCGUCUGUCGGAGCCGACAGUGGCGGCAGGUCCAAAGUUGGAUCAACAGGCCGAAGUCAUUGAGUCUCAGGCAACUGACGGCGUGGCAAAGGAGUCGUCGCCACAGUUGAAUGCACGUUACCAACUGAUCAUUGACAAUGACUCUGGGACAUACCGACCGAGCAAAGAAAUGCUUCCUUUCUUGAAAGAUUUUCUGAUGCGCAAUUUUUCGGGUCUGAAAGUCACAGCAUCGCAUUGGGAAGACGAAGCCCACCAAAAAAUAAAAAAAGCCCAGCUCGAGCGCAAAAAGAAAGAAGGACCAGGUGUGCAAAUGGUACUCAACAGAAGUCCGAGUGCUAGCUCUUUCAGCUCAUCCGACGAGAGCAGGCUCAGCGGCAUGGGCCGUAGCAACGCAAUGGGUCAUAGAGGAAAAAGUAAUAAGGAGAUAGCCUGGGAUUUGAUGGAAAAGCCAGGCCGGAUCAAAGAUAUGGCCGGUAUCAGGGGUCAUAGACUAUGUGACGAGGAUGAAGGACAAAGCUCGACACAAGCCAAUGGCAUUAGUUGA
This is a messenger RNA of Grosmannia clavigera kw1407, 1752 nucleotides long. Its product is annotated as c2 domain containing protein. Bases 1 to 1752 code for a protein of 583 amino acids. The transcript is spliced from 2 exons. NCBI's taxonomy places the organism in Eukaryota, Fungi, Ascomycota, Sordariomycetes, Ophiostomatales, Ophiostomataceae. Gene Ontology annotation, biological process: positive regulation of gene expression. The record is from RefSeq and is a predicted model, not a curated record.